AUGACUCGUCGUUGCGAUAGUAAUCCUGCUCAGUACGAGAGGAACCGCAGGUUCGGAUAUUUGGUUCACGCACUCGCUCGAGCGGGCGGUGGUGCGAAGCUACCAUCCGUGGGAUUAUGCCUGAACGCCUUUAAGGCCGUAUCCUUUCUAGUCAAAGGUGGCAACGAUAUUUUUUGGAGUUCCGAGAGUCGAAAGGCUCAAAACAAUACGACUUACGUACCUGGCAGGGUGGACGACGACGACGACGACCCAAUCACCCGCGUCGGUGGUGACGACGAACACGAUAAUCAUCCUGGCGAUGGUCGUCAUCAUCGUCGUCGUCGUCGUUGUCGUAGAGGGCCCCAACCCAUUAUCAAUUGGGAUGAAAUUAAGCAUUAUCAAAAUUAUAGAUAUGUGGGGGCCCUCGAAGAAUGCUGGCGUUUGUUCGAAUUUAAAAUAACAGACAAGUCCCAUAGCGUUUCGGUGUUACCGGUACACGCCGAAAAUGACCAUCAAGUCAUUUUCGACGAGUACCGAGACACGGAGAAUGAGAUAGUGGAUAGAGCUACCAAAAACACGAAGUUGAUCGCCUAUUUUAAUCUGAACCGUAACGAUCCUGAGGCGAGACUUUUGAGAUAUGUAGAAAUUCCAGAACGUUAUUCGUGGAAUGGCGCGAAAUCGAUGUGGCAACGCCGCAAGAAAGCGAGCAAAGUCAUCGGUCAACUCGCUAACGCAAGUCCCGAUGACCAAACUCGCUUUUAUCUGCGGAUGUUGCUGCAACACGUGGGGGGGGUGCGACAAGCUUCACGAACUUGCGCACCGUCGACGGUGUCGUUUGUCCUGAUUUCAUGUCGGCCUGUCACGCCAUGGGACUACUCCGAAACCUCGAUGAAUACAAUCGGGCUCUUGAGGAAGCCAUAUUGGGACGGGAAUAACGACGGCAUCGCAACAAUGUGGCGGAAUCAUAGAACCUAUUUAAUUUCUGAUUUUAUGGACCAUGGCGUUGACGAGUCGGAAGUUGCCGAACGGAUGGCACUGUACCACGUGUCCACUGUCAUCGGUAGAUGCGCCCUCGGCGGCGACCGAUUCACUAUGGCCGAUUUAGGAUUGCCAGUCGUUAACGCCGACGACUUUUUUAGGAAUGAAUGGAGGGUUUUUAAGAAUUUGUUAGUAACGCAAGAUGCCGUCGACCGCGACGCGAGGGGUGGGCUUAUUCUGGGGGACGAUUUAUUGAUUGAUAACUUGAAAUUCUUGAAUCAGGGUCAAAAAUUAAUAUUUGAUACCAUUUUUGAAACAUUGCAAACACUUUCGGCCUGGGGAUACGGAACGACGACGGUAGCCGCCAAUAGGCCGCCGUUUCCGUAUCCCUAUCAAAAUUUAUUUUUCAUAGACGGUCCUGGCGGUACUGGGAGGACUUUUCUCUACAAUUGUAUAAUUGGUAAAAUACGCCGAGACUUUGGGAAACCAAUUAUAGCGGUAGCUUGGACCGGAAUUGCGGCUACCCUUUUAUCCAAGGGUACCACCGUACAUUCUGCGUUCAAGUUGCCACUAAAAUUGAAUGAAGAUUCUAUUCCGGGGUGGCCGGUAGAAAGCGACAAAGCUCGCAUCAACCGAGAGGCUCCCGUCAUUUUGUAG
Messenger RNA from Phaedon cochleariae (mustard beetle), 1614 nucleotides. Lineage: Eukaryota; Metazoa; Arthropoda; Insecta; Coleoptera; Chrysomelidae. The record is from the annotation of a GenBank genome assembly.